AUGUCGGCGGUGCAACCGCCCGUGUCGGAGGCGGCGCACGCGCCGUUGUCGGCGCAAGCCGCCGCUCUGCUGCUCUCCGCAUUGUCCAUCGCCGCGCGCGCGCUGAUUGGCUCAUUUCAUCUCUUCCUCUCCGCGUUCCUCCUCCACGUGGCAUCAGUCGCCGCGUCCGCCGCGUCGCUCUGCGUUUCCCCUCUCUCGUCCAUCCUCCACGUGGCGAACUCAAACGCAGCAUCGACGUCCGACGAGCCUCUCCUUACAGCGGAUGCCGCCGCCGCUGGCGGUCGCAACGAGGAGACACAGAAAGACAAUGGACGAUUACGCAACGCCAUUGGACAGCAGUACCCGCCGCUGUUGCUGUACGGCGGACACGUGGCGCACCAUAGGAGCCACCCGACGCGCCACGGCUUUAACUAUGCGGUGCGCUACGCGCUGGUGAACCUCGACGCACCUCCUGAUUGGUUCGCGCGCUCGUCCGCGCGCCACCACAUGUCGGCCGACGAGGCGCGCUCGUUCGCUGGGACGGAUGGACCCGUCUUUCUGCUCACCAACCCAACGAGCAUGGGGUAUGAGCAGAACCCCAUCAGCGUCUACUACUGCUACCGUGCCUGCAGCAGCACCGCCGCUAAUGGCAGCAGCAGCGAGAGCGAGGGGGAGCAGGAGCCGCUGUUGCCUCCUGCGGAGUCCCUGGCUGUCUGCAUUGGCGAGUCAGCCUUGCAAGAGCUGCCUUCUCCCCGACCUCUUGCUCUGACCUCCCCAUUCCAGUCUCCGAUUCACUCUAUCCACCCACCCUCUCACCACGGCCUCAAACUCCCGCUACCCAACACCCUGUGGACCAACCGAGUCAUUAAGUUUCUCACACCCAUCCUUGUUGCUUCUCCACCCUUCCCCUACCUUCCCCUCACUUCCCUCCCGCCCUUCCCCUCCCUUCUUCUCCAUUCCCCUCCCUCCCUUCCCCUCAUUUCCACUCUCUCGCUUCCUUCACCAUCGCGUGUCUCCAACACUCCCUCUGCCGAUCAAAAUUCCUGCCCUCCUCUUCACCCCGCCGUCCCCUGCCCGCAUCCCCAACCCUAUCCCCUGUGUCGCCCUCCCCUUCUCCUUUCCCCCUCUCUACCACCGUGUCUCUUCUCUACACGCUCAAUCUGUUAG
Closterium sp. Yama58-4 is the source of this 1146-nucleotide messenger RNA. Lineage: Eukaryota; Viridiplantae; Streptophyta; Zygnematophyceae; Desmidiales; Closteriaceae. The record is from the annotation of a GenBank genome assembly.